AUGACAACACUUCAACAGUCCAACUCCCAAGGCGUUCGUGCCGACAAGCUUGUCGCUCUCCCAAGCUUGUCAUGCGGUCUCUCUUCAUUACCUCAAGCAAAAAGCAUGGACAGCGUGUCACUACAUCCAAACAUGUAUGCGCAGCGGGCAGCUGAAAGCGAAGCCAAGCUGAAAAACGUCCUGUCCAAGACUGCUGCAUCACACUCGCAGAAUCCUCCACCCGUCCCUACAUACAUGAACCCGCCUCACCAAAACGCAAAUUCGCCCAAUUCGUCUUCGCCCUUGAUGAUGCGGAAAUCUAAACCAAAAUUCUCGGCCUGA
Suillus plorans is the source of this 321-nucleotide messenger RNA. RefSeq lists its product as uncharacterized. The coding region runs from base 1 to 321 and encodes 106 amino acids. NCBI's taxonomy places the organism in Eukaryota, Fungi, Basidiomycota, Agaricomycetes, Boletales, Suillaceae. The transcript is spliced from 4 exons. The record is from RefSeq and is a predicted model, not a curated record.